AAUCCAUAUAAAUAGAGAAGAAGUUUAGUGUCAAGGCCUACGUGUCGGUAAUAAGUCCUGAGUCAUGACUCUUUCGCAACGACAAUCGGAAUUAUUUCAAAGGGAUUCCAUAUAAGGUCGUCAUUUUACAGGCGGCCGCGAACUCGCCUUACAAAAUAACGAUGGAAAAUGGUCAACCGUUUGUAAAGGCCGCUUCGUGCCUUAUUACAUCAAUUUCACGUGCUAUAUACAGUGUCCAUCCGCUCUAUCAAAACAUUAACGUAAUAACUCGUGGGCGACAGAGCGAAUUAUUAAUUCGCCCGUUCUGUACUUUGCAGUCGCGUCAAAUAAUUGGCGUAAAUCAACCAUGCCCAAAUGCCGCAAGCUAUUACGGAAUCCAGCGUAUCUUCUUAACCACCAGAACUGCAUCUGACCGUAACUACAACUUGAUAUCAUAUUCGACAAGUCAUCCAUCCCUGAGAAUAAUUGGCGAGGAUCUUCGAGCUGCUGGAUGCGUCUCGAAAAUCAGGAGAAUCCCUAGGGACUCGACACUACGAUAAAAUAUCGCGGGUGAUAAGACACAAGGAAUAACAG
Cephus cinctus (wheat stem sawfly) is the source of this 573-nucleotide messenger RNA. RefSeq lists its product as uncharacterized. Bases 162 to 539 code for a protein of 125 amino acids. The transcript is spliced from 2 exons. Lineage: Eukaryota; Metazoa; Arthropoda; Insecta; Hymenoptera; Cephidae. The record is from RefSeq and is a predicted model, not a curated record.